Molecule: messenger RNA, 4692 nt
Organism: Neolamprologus brichardi
Lineage: Eukaryota; Metazoa; Chordata; Actinopteri; Cichliformes; Cichlidae
Gene: armc5
Product: armadillo repeat containing 5
Biological process (GO): anatomical structure morphogenesis
Cellular component (GO): cytosol
Molecular function (GO): protein binding
Source: RefSeq, a predicted model, not a curated record
UGUUGUUUGGCUAAAGAUGGCGUUAGCGGCUAACCCACUCGAUUGCAGUUUGUUUCACAAAAAUUAUUCGGCCAGUGGUAACAAAACAUUGAUAAAAUAGAGAUUUAAUUCGUCAUUUUGUGUGUAAAAAAUAUAUUACACCGAGAAAAUACACGUCCACUUGGUCGAUUAACGUUUGCUUGGCCUUCUUACGAUGUAGGCCAGUUUUAAAGGGAGCGGACCGAAGCCGUCGGAACUCCAUAUCCCGUCGGGGAGUGCGGCGUCAGGCGGUAACACUUUCCUUUUUCAUGCUGGUAUCUGUAGUUCUUACCACACAAGUCGCUUUUUUUCCGGAAACUUUAAAGACAAUGAACUAAACCAAGAGUUGAGUAUAUCUAAGUGGAAAGGACAUGGUAUAUAAUUUCUCUGUGUUUUACUGGAAACGUCCAGUGAUGCCUCGCGGCGCCUAUGAUAUUUGUUUUAAUUGAGGAGGACAAAUUAAAAAUAAGUACACCUGUUACCUGGAAAUCCGGGGGGCCAUGGCUGCAUCACCUGCAGAAUGUGACAGAAAAAACCCGAGAACACCCUCCAGGGAAGGACAACCAUCACCAGAGUCUUCUUUGACCUGGUGCUUGACUCACAUCUCCAAAUCUGGAUCGGGGUCUGAGCGUCAGGGACAGUCAGGCUCAGGCGGUGCCAGAGAAACGGACAAGAAGUCCAAAGUCUCCCAGUGGCGAGCGCUUGUUGCUAUUAGGACGCAGCACAUCAAGGGCGGCAAGGCUGGCAUUGCCAGAUUCAGAGGUCAGGGUGGUCUCCGGCACCUGUUGGAUCUGAUUAAACACCCAGAGUGCUCGAGGAAAACUCUGGAUCUGGCUCUUAGCAUCCUCGGCAACUGCUGCACUGAGCUGGAGACACGAAUAGAGGUGCGUAAACUUGAUGGGAUAAAUAUUGUAGUGGACAUCCUUAAGAAAAAUGUGGCACUGGAGACAGUCCUGAACCGAGCAGCCCGCGCUUUAGGGAACUUGGCCAUGGAUCCAGAAAGCUCUGCACUCAUCCACUCUGCCGGUGGUGUUCCUCUUCUCCUUCUCUGCGUGUCUCUUUCAUCUGCACCGUCCUCCCCCACAGCUGCUCCACCCAAAGAUGCCUGUCCCAAACUUGAGUGUGCUCAGUCUGCUACUCGAGCCCUUCUCUACCUCUGUGAUACGCCCUCUAAUCGCCUUUCAUUGCUCACCCAAGGGACCCUAUCUGCGCUCACCCCUCUUAUUGCACCAGAGUAUCCCCAGGGGUUGAGGCGAGCAGCUCUCAGGACUCUCCAUGAGCUCACCCGGGGCUGUGGUGUUGAAUGUGCCAGGGAGGUGUCUCGUUCCGGGGUCCUCGCUCAGCUGGGUGUCAUGGCGACAGGAGAGUCUGGUAAACCCUUUGAAGAGUUGGCACUGAAAACAUUAGCCAAUAUGUGCUCUCAGGGUUGCCUACGGCCUCUCGUGGGGUCACUGGGAGUCAUCCAGAAGUUCACAGAGGAGGUUAAAAGGGACCCACUGAAGUCAGGAGUCUUCCUCAAGGCUCUGUGCUUGUGCUGCAAAGAGGCCGUGAACCGGGCCAAGGUGAAAGAGAGCGGCGGACUGGAGGUACUGAUUGGCUUUUUGUCAGCUCAUCAAAGUCAUCCUCUUUCCCGGCUCGCUCUUAUGGCCUGUGUAGACUUUGUUUUUGAUGAAUCUGCCAUGGAGCAGCUGCAGGAGUUGGGGCUGGUUCCUCUUCUUGUUGCACGGCUAGUUGAGCUCACCAGAGGAGAGGAGCCAUUGACUGAGAAGAUGGACGUGAGCCUCUCCUCAAGUACGUCUCCCACCGAGCUCCUGUCUUCAUCAUGUUUUGAUUCCUUUGAUUUUCCUCCUCCCGAGGGACACAAAAAGGAAGAAUCUGGUAGGGAGCAGGGCUCAUCCAGCUUUUUAAGUCUCAGGUCCUGGUUGGUGUCUGAGGGUUUGAUAGCUUCUGAAGGGGACCUUCUAGAUUCUUCUAAUGUUGAUGGAGAAUGGGGGAGUCUUCAGAUCCCGCCAUCUUCAUCACCUCAAACCCCUUCCUCAAACCCGUAUUCUAGUUCCUCUCUUAAAAACUCUUCUUCACCCAACCCAGCUAUUUCUUCUGCUUCUAAAAAAGCACCUCACUCUUCGCCUUUGUCUUCAUCAUCAUCAAAAGUCACCGAUCUGCCUCCCUCCAAUGCGCUCUCACCACAAACCCAGCCUAGUUCCUCCACCAUCUCCUCUCCCACUAAAACAAGCCAAACCCCCGUUUCUCCAUCCAAGUUUUCAUCCCCACUCAGACGCAGGCCGCGGGCUCAAUCAACAACGUCUUUGACUAAAGUCACACUUGAGACUCCUCCAUCUGUGCCUCGCGCAUCAGCUUUCCAUCACCCUUACCACCCCGAACCCUGGACGCCAGAGUCACCCAUCCUGCUGCUGCUGUCGCGCUUCUCCCACGCCACCGAUCCAAGUGCUGCUCUGGUCAGCUCAGGCGUCAUGUCCGGCUUGCUCUUUUACCUUACCCAGCGUGAGGAUCCCAGCAGCAGGUGCUUCCGCAUGCUUUGCCGGCUGAGCUGCAACCCGAACUGUUUGCAGUCGCUUGUCCGAACGGGUUCUGUAGCGCUCAUUCGCCACCAUCUCUGCCAGAGAGAAGAAGGAUUUGAAGGAGGAGACAGGCAGACGGACAGAGUGAAAGCCAAAGUUAAACAGCUUGGUGUGGCCCUUCUGAAUAACCUGCGUGUCCAGUGUGAGUCUGGAUUUGGCUCUGGGGUUCUUGCACAUGUGAUGCUGUCUGGCUCUGACUCAGAUAAGCUGAACUGUGCACUGUCUCUGCCAUUAAUCAGCAGCAACAAGUCACUGCUGAAGAAACUUCUUCUGGACAGCGGCGGGCUGCUCUUGGCCCUGCAGCCCCUCAGCUGUGACGACGACGAUGGUGCGGACGAAGACCACCCUGCUGAAUGUGAAAGACUGCUUUCUGACUUUUUGAACUCUCCACAUUCAGGCGUGACCUCACAUCUCCACUCGCUCUACUUCUCUCUCCUGAUUGGAUGCCUGUCUGCUCUCACAGGUACCAUUAAAACAGAGCUUGACAAAAAACAUUCAUUUCCAGUUAUAAGACAGUCGAUCAGUAGCCUUGGCCAUUUUUCUCCGCCUCCCUCUAAAAAAGCUCGGCUGGCAGACACGUGCCCUUACAGCAUCUCGAACUUUGAUCUGCUCUUGCUGCUGGAUGAUGGGACCCAGGUCCCAGCCUGCAGGGAGGCUGUAGCUGGGGUUGAGGGCACAGGUGGGGUCGGCUCUGAGUAUUUCAGGGCCCUGUUGAGAGGUGGAUUUGGAGAAGCUCAGGGCAAUUCAAAAGAAGCUAUCCCCAUUAAAGAUGUCAGCAGAGGUGCAUUAUUACCAGUGCUACAUUAUCUGCAUGGAUGUCGCUUUACUAAGGACGAAGAAACGAUUAAGGAAAGGGAGGAAGGAAGGAAGAGCGGGCAGUGUCAGAUUUUGGACAAAUUGGUGCUCGAUGGUCUAAAGCUCUAUGAAAGCGAGACAGAAGAGCGCUCGGCAGGAAACGUGGAUUUCCAGAAAACUCCGUUAUGUGAGAUGAUGAUUGGAACUUGCAGGUUUUUGGUGAGUGAGCUACAGAGAGACUUAGAGGACCUGUGCGUGUCGUUUCUCCUGUCCUGCUGUCCGAAAGCUGCUAAUCGGACUACAACAGAGGCCAACGCUGAAAAGGAUGCAUCCAAAAUGGACCACGAGUGCCCCGAGUCUGCUGAGGAAAGCCUGGCCAAUCGAACGUCAGAGCUAGAGCUGACAGGAUUUAAGAUGCAAACUGAAAAAACAAAGAAACCAAAUUCCCUGCAACAGACAGACGGUAAGAAAACAGUGGACAAAUCAGUCAGUUCAGAAGAGCUGACUUUAAGACCAAAGAGCUUGAUUAAAGGUUCAGAGCAGCUUCCCAAAUCUGCGGCUCAGAGCUCUCGCUCCUCGGAAACAUUUGCUGAAGGUGGUGUUCUGGCUGCCCUGCUGCCCCAGGUGUACUGGUUUUCCCAGCGGUACAGCUACCCAGCACUGGGCCGGGCUUGCCUGUCCUUGCUGCUGGGCUGUCAGGACUGUCCUCGGCCCUUCCUGUCCUCCUCCAUUGCCGGGGACUGCCUUCGCAGACUGGCCAGAGAAGCUGACUGUGCAGAGACUCUCAAACAAGAUCUGUUAAGUUUGGUCUCCGUAGCUUUGACCUGAGCAAGGAUCGAAAUACUGAUCGAUCGCAUAUUUUAAAGGGGCACAGCGUGAGUUUAAGUGUCUAGAGUUUCCAUUGUCAUAUGUUUAGUAAGCACAUGGAUUAUGUGGUUUACAGCAGCAUGGUUACCUUAAAAAUACGCUGCUCCAGCACUCACAGAAGGAACUGCUGAUUUAUGUUGAUUUAUGUUGAUUUAUUUUGAUCAUUUUGAAGAAUACAUUUCUGUUUAGCUUGGAUGUAAAUGUAGCACGUCCCAGCAUGAUAUACAUCUACUAUAAUUUACUGUUGGUGAAUUUUUCUUUUUCUAUUUUUUUUUUUAACCGGGGAAACGUUAAAGCAGAUGUCUGUCAUGCAUUCGAUAAAAAUAGCUAAAAUUAUGAGGGUUGGAGAUGAAGUGGAAUAGCAGAUAAGCAACGUAUAUACAUUUCAAAUGGCUCAUAAAUUUAUGCCAGUAAAUAUAUUGGUGGAACAUCA